Molecule: messenger RNA, 10534 nt
Organism: Linum trigynum
Lineage: Eukaryota; Viridiplantae; Streptophyta; Magnoliopsida; Malpighiales; Linaceae
Source: the annotation of a GenBank genome assembly
CCUUCCAUACUCCUCAUUCUCGUGCUUCUUUAGCUCAAGAUUUCACUCUUUCUAUAUGAACUUCAAUGGCGUGCCCUUACCUUGUCUUGAAUAGCUUACUAUAGUUCUUAUAUGUACUCUUGACCAUAACAUAUAUUCUCAUCUAGCUUGGUAGCAUCGAAUAGGUUUGAGUGACUCAUUGCCCUUUUCAAACUUCUCCAACUUGGGCCCAGGGUGUGAUGGGACAAAAUUUCGGCUCAAUUUAUUUGGUCCAACUGAUUCAGUACUUGAUGUUGAACCUAUCGAAGUUGAGGUAUCACAUUUCCUCUCCACUUAUAGAAAUUUCGCCCUCAAAAUUUGUCCACUGUGAUUUCCCUAAGCAUCGCUUGUGGUAAUCCUUUUCACUUCAAGGAUUUUUAUUUCCUUUAACUUAUACGACAUGACCUAAAAUCCUUCUCUCCAUUCCCUGCAACUUCAAUGUUGUUGUGGCUUCUUAACCCCUCACAUUAACUCGGUUGCACCUUGUACAUAAAUAGGAACGAUAACUAUCCAUUUGGUACAUGAAAAGUUAGUGCCCCUCUCCAACCACAAGGUCACUGAUGGCGGUUUAUCUUCCAUCUAGUCAGAUGGUAAAACUCUUUUAACGUAACUCUCGUCUAGGGUUGACCUCAUAGGUCACCUAGGUUCUUGUAUCUCCUAACUUUGCAUCCCUUACUUUCCUCCUUGAUGCCUCGUGUUAUCCUUUAACCAUAAACUGAGUGGUCAUCUCCUCGUUAAUUCUUACUUACCUCUGAAACCUCAUACUACUGCUUUUACUUCCUGUAUGCAUUAAAGGCAUUCUUUGCAUCUUUCUCUAGCUUGCUAAAAACUAUAUGACUCCCUUCAAGAGUCAUGAACUUCCCUUUGGCUUACCUGUUCCCUCCUGGCACCUAACUUAGCACUUCCUUAUCGCAACCUUUAUUUGAAGUUCUCGUACUAUCAUUCUGCUACUCUUAGACCCUGGCUGAAAUUCCUCAUACAGUUUCCCCGUCCAAUAGAGUUUUACCCGAGAGAUUGACACCUUUCACCAACAUAGGCAAUCUUGGUUUCACUUUUGGGUAUUCUAGCAGUUUCACUAAACUUAUAUCCCUCUUACUUCGUUACUCGUGACUCUUCUUCUUGAUAUUACUCUCUAGUUCUAGAUGACGUCCUUUAUUCUCGAUAUAGUCAUCUAGGUUCUCAUAUCCUCUUCUUACUAAUGUACCUUGAGUCCUUGACUUAUAAGGUUCUCCCUUUGACUAGUCUUAACGACCACGAUUCCAUCUUACUUUCUUGAUGGAAUUCCUAUGGAUUGAUUGUUCUCUACUGGUAAUCAACCUAAUGCUUUUCUUGUUGUCUGUUGUACUCCUGCUUCCGCCUGUCUUAACUAUCUUCCUUGACGCAUACAUCUCCAGUUUGAUGCCAACCAUAUUCUUGCUUCUUUACUUUUACUACCACCAAACUACAACUCUUUUGUUGUUGCUUGUACUAUAUUUGAUCACCAACCUCUGCUGAGUAUCUUCUCGUUGUUGUUUUUAGGUCACAACUUCCAAUGGUGGCUUGCCCUUGGUAACCUUUAACAAACUCAUUCCAUGUCUCUUUUAUUGAUCGAUCUUGUACAUAAACUUAGUCUCUUAGUUAGGAUUCUUAGUGGCUUAACUAAGCGUGCCUGUUUCAUCCUUAACUAGUUGUCUCCUCUGGAGCCCUCCUACUAUGCCUGCUCCCACUCAGAGUGGGGUACCUUGGAUAAGGUAACUUCUCUCUUUCCUCCUUCUCGGUAAUGCUUUCCCUCAUCAUACCUCUUUGUGCAGCUUCUUGACCUCGAGUCACCUAAGACUUGACCCAUUGACUUCUUGAAAUCUCGUCAAACUCCAUCUGCCUUUUUGCUCUUCCUUGGUAUUGUUCGCAAACUCUCUUCAUUACGACCGUUUAGACUCUUCCUCGAAUUCUCAAACUUUCAUUAGAACUUCUAAUGAACAUUCUACUUGCUUGUCUAUACUCGUUUGGUUGAAUGACUUACUCCUAUCGCGGGUUCCGAGACUCUAGUUCUUAGCCCUCUAGUUCCAACUUAUUACAGAGGUUCCUCCUUCUGUCACCCCUCAUGUACCCUAGGCGGCUAGGUGCUCCCUUCAUUUAGGAUAGGACGAUCACAUAACAGACCAUCGUGAACUCUGGCAUUCCCCCUCUCAACGGUCCCAACGACCUCCUGACCUUUCGUGAUCUGGGUAGUUUGUAGGGUCUCUCAUAUCCCAAUUCAUCCUCUUUCUAGGGCGGUGUUAUCUUGGUAUUCAACUCACGUAUUGGUGAGAAGUGGUUGUCUAUCCAUACUGCCAUUUAUUUGCUAACUGUUAUUCCCUCUCACAUUCCAUGUCUUUUGUAACAUAUUGACUCCCCAUUGUCUUCUACCAGGCAUGCUUUAGUCUUCGGUGACACUUCCCCCCCCCCCCCCCCCCCCCCAUGUCGUAUACUGGUGGUGUUACUGAGACAGUAACUUGUCCUCCACAUUAUUUACCCCGUUUUUUGUCUUUCUCCUUCUAAAGGCUUGUCAUCGGCCUAACUCCCCAGGGUCGUUUACCCUCUUUUCUAGUGACGUAUUUUAUCUAUAAGGGUCCUUUAUCGUUAUAUGUAAACGACCAUGCCUCCUCUCCAACUUGACCUUUUGACUUCUUUAAGUCAUUUCAUACUCCCUGUAACCUACUCACUUCCUCCUUUGCUUCAUUCAUAUGACUCUAUCGUUGCCUAACGUUCAAACUUUCCACUACUCCUUGUCACUGUGUCGUAAUAACAUCGACCACUAAAACCAAUAGAGUGGUUCUUAGUGGAGCCUCUUUGUUUCCUCCUUGUCCCUCUUAGGAUCAAAUACCCUAAAUCCUCUCAUUAUCGUAGCCGAUGGCGUCAAGUGAUUGUAUCUCUUCCUUCGGACAUUCAUAUUUCCCCAGUUGUUUGUUUUUGCUUAUUAGGUCCCCCCUUGUUGCCUAGUAGUAAAAUCCUCGUACUACUCUCUCAACUCCUUCAAAAUCCUUGAGGUAUUCCCUUUCAAUUGGCACCUAUUUGCUGGUGUUUGGAGUUGAAGUCCUCGCUUAUUUGAUUCUACUUCCCCAGACCUUUGCAACGUUUCUCCUUCCUUCUCUAGGUUGAUGAUGAUGAUCUGUUUGCCGUGUUGUCAUAGUUAUUCUUAAACAAUCGCACCCUGGGCUACCAUCCCUUCGUGCCGUGUUGUCAUAGUUAUUUAACUUAAUAUGCUUAGAGUAGACUGGAGAUUCUAUAAACUCUUAAAAGAAGAUCCUUAACUCGUUUUCCUUUCCUUUAAAACAAAAGCCUUUAAAACUGAGAUCGACAUUCUAGUAUUCCUUGUAAACCAAGGUACAGAGGAAGACCGACUCUGAUACCAAAAUGAAACACCCUAACCCAUAACUCAAGCAAAGCACACAUAGUCAAUCAUACACAUACCAAUUCGCUAAAAUACUUAAAAGAAUACGUAAGGCGUAGAAUUUACCCCCUUUACACUCACCUUACUUAUCGAGUUGAUCGACUAAAAUUAUCAUCUAGCUUGAUAGAGGAAUGCUCCCAUAUUGAUCUCUUUCAUCCAAAUACAGGAGUGCACAAGUACGUCUACAAUUGAUCCGUGGAAUCUUCAAUGGUGGUUCAUCAGUACUCCAACAGAAGGAAUACGAAUCUAGAAACCGCCAAUUUCAUUCAAUAUUUUCUGACCCUUGAGCUGCAAUGAUGAAGCAACAUCUUGGCCGAUGCAUUCAAAAUCAACUCAACUCCAAGCAAAAUCCCCGGAAAACAAAGCAAUUUUACGGGGGAAAACUCCAAAUCUUCCCAACUAAGAGAAGCGGUUACCGUUUUUCAAUCCAAUACUGGACUCCUCAGUGUUGAUGUUGUAAAGAACACCUUCGUAUCUGAUCUCACUCUUGGAAGUCAAGCUUAUCAAGCUUCCUAUGUAGGAAUCUGCCGCCGAAUUCGACCUGGAUGUCUAGGCCGAAUUGGCACCAUUCUCCGUCGCCAUGGAUAAGAUAUAUAUGUACCUAUAUAUAUCUCAAAAUUGAAAUCUGAGUCGCGAACAAAGUCGCAGUCGCAUGAACUGACUGAUCUCGUCGGUCGUCGGCGAUUGACAGAGAGAACUACGGUUUAGGUUAUCCGUAUUUUUCUUCGGGGUUAUUUUGGGAAUUUCAUAAUCACGGGUGAGUUUAAUCCGAAAUUCAGUUAACGUCCAUAAUUUUCUCACUUCAUGUCAAACUCGACAUCGUUUGAACAAUUAGUUCACAUUUUUAAUCCUCAUCGGUAAUAUGGUGGAACUUAACCCAAGGGUAUGUUAGUCAUUUCGACUUUUGGGAAGAGCGGGGUGUAACAUGUAUCCCCUACAUAAGUGGCCUUAAUAUCAACCAACCAUUCCGGUAAAAAAGUAGACAGGGCAUUGCAUUCACUAAGAAUUAAAUCUUCUUCAAACAUUUGAGACAUCACAUCAGCUGCCCCGUUAAAUAUUCCUCUUCGAUAUUUAAUCUGAAAAUCCAAACCAUCAGCUUUACCAACCCUUUUUGUGAAUAACAGUGUGGAAUUUAUGUUCAAGAAGAUGUUUGAGACUCUCAUGAUUGGUGAGGAUGGUAAACUAGCGCCCCUCCAAGUAAAGAUGUCAAAAGGUGACAGUCAUUAAAACCGCCAUUUACUCCUUCUCAUAGGUACUUAAACCCUGAUUCUGAACUCCAAAAGCCUUGCUGAAAUAAGCUAGAGGGCGCCCCUGCUGACAACGAAGAACACCUACUCCAAUCCCACAAGCAUCAGUCUCGAAAGUAAAUGGUAACUUAAAAUUGGAAAUAGCCAAAACUGGGGCAGAACUCAUGGCUUGCUUGAGAGCGAGGAAAGCCUCUUCUACUGAUUGAGACCAGUGGAAACCAUCUUUUUCAAUAAAUAUCUAAAUGGUCUACUGAUGAUACCAUAAUGCCUGAUAAACUUGCGGUAGUACCCUCUGAGACCGAUAAACCCACACAAGCCUUUCACAGAUCGAGGACGAGACCAAUUUACCAUGGCUGCAACUUUACCAGCAUCAGUGGCAACACUAAAUUGUUCUCGCAUAAUCCCAACAAGCGCACAUCAAAGGAGAAUUCCUACCCCUGCAUCUUCCACACAAAAUCACGACAAAUCUUGGUACUGAAGAGAGAAUCACCAUUUGCGACCUUUACCUUCAUCGGCGUCGCCGCCUACAAUCGGCACCAGAGUUCCUUCGCCUUGGUAUAUCUGAAAGAUGUGUGACUACUCCCUGUAUCCACUAGAACAAGGAUGUCCGAACGUCCAGACCAAGCCUAAAUCUUCAUUGAAACCCCCGGAACACUAUUUCCAAUCGCUUGCAUUGAAACUUCUUAUGUCAGUUCCACUAACUCCACUAUCUCAUCGUCACUAUCCUCUACUGGUGGCUUCCACUUGCAGAACUAUAAUUGUUGUGUUUCUCACAAACAUGGCCAUGGAAAUACUUACUCCCACACUUACAGCAUAAGCCCUGCCCUCAUGGAAUUGAUGAUCUUUCUGUUGCAAUUAGAAUCGACAAAGACGACGAUUUUGUGUAAAUCUUAUGUUGUGUUGAAGAGUUUGGCAUCGAAUUCGUAAACUGUGAAACUUCUUCUUUCGUGCCUCAAUUGAUGAUUCCUUAAAACUAACUUGGUGAAAGGCAAGGGACAAGGUCGAAGGAUUCUGAAUCGUCACCACUUGCUGAAUUUCUUCGUCUAAUCCGCUAAUGAAGCUCAUUACAAAGUAUGGCUCUUAUAGUGCAGGGUUGAGCCGCAACAUCCUCGAAUGGAGCUCCUCAAAUUUCUCUUGAUAUUCAGCCACCGUACCUGUUAUGGAAUAGCCUCCCUGCUCACUUGGGUAUUGUGAAUCCUAGUCUAGAUGUGUGUUAGGAUGUAAGAACUUGAUUCUAUUGUGUUUAUUGAAUGUUUAUAUAAUAUUUGAGAUAUUUUCAUGAAUGGUUGAAUAUGAUAGCUUUAACUCAUGAUUGUGUCAUUUUGACCUAGGUGGAGUGAAUCUCCUUGUUGAAAGAGGCUUUGAGAAGUUGGAUUCUUGCCCAAUUUGUGUCACCCACCUAUGCAAAUUAGGAAAAUUCUUAAAUUAAUCAUGAUUAGUGAGUGUUGCUUGCAUUAUAUCAUUGUUGGGUAAAAAUUAACCUAGAGGGUGGAAAUCCCCCUUUGGCCCAUAAGGAGCUUGGCCUCCUAGCCUCUUGGAUAACCCAUUUUUGGUUAAUCUAGGGCCAAAACCUCAAGUAUCGGAGUAGUACCAUGAUGCCACCAUGAUCGAUUUCUCUCCGCCGUCCGGAUUAAGUUUCGAGGGAUUGAUUCGCAAUCCUUAGUCGACCGAUUUAGAAGGGUAGAUCGUCUAGACUAGGGUUGAAAUUAUUAACCGAAAGAUUAAGAGAGUUAGAACACUAACUUUAUGCAACAAUCCUAUGUUGGUCAACUAAGAGAGUUAUUGUUUCCCCGGUUGAUCGGUUAAGAGAGGUAGAUUCCCUAGCUUCUUGUAACAAACCUUAAUCGAUAAACUAGGAGAGUUUGCCCCUUGCUAGUUGCACCCACCUUACGUUAUAUGAACACAUCCUUAACACUAAAGUUCCACUCAUGCUUUCUUAAUACGAGACUAAGGGAAGCAAUACCCAAGUGAAAUCAUCUCAUAUAGAAUUCUCCUCAAUAUACUUUCCUUGUUUGUUUAUUUUGUAGUUUUAUUAGUUUUAAACCUGAUGACUCGAUAUUUGCACAUGUUUUCCCCUUUGUUUGUUGAUCGUUUGAGAUUUAAUUAUCGCGUAUUUGGCCUAUUUUACGCUAGGUUGUGUUCCUUUGUCACAUUUCAGGUCCUAGCACAUAAAGUGAAGCAUAGGCGCAAGUUCCAAGUCAAUCAGAGAUCAAUUGGCGAUUCGAGAGAAGAAACUCGGGCAUGACCUGAAGAAGAAUGGAAUUCUACAUCACUUUAUGGACAAAUAAUCAUGCAAGCUUGUCAUGAAAAUAAAGAGGACGAGACUAUGAGCGUCUGGGAUCAAACGGCGACUGAUCCGGAGUCCGGACGAGGGAGAAACAAAGCAUUGAAUAUAGGGGAACAGGAUCGGCAGUAAAAACACGGGCGCGCCUAAAUCAAAACACGGCCGUGCCCAUAUUUAGGCACGACCGUGUUUUGGCUGACGCGCGCGGGCGUGUUUUUAACAUGGGGAAAAACACGGGCGGGCAAAAGCAAAACACGGCCGUGUCCUCGACAGUGUUUUGCCCAGAAUCGGGUUUUUUAAGCCAAUUUCGAGCCAAAGGAGAGGGAGAGCUGGGUUUUGGAUCCCAAACACCCAAGGGAUGAACCAAAGAGAGAGAGGGCGAUUUGAGGGCAUUCCUGGAGUGGAAUUGGAGGAUUUCUUUGCCUUGGAAGCUCGAGGAACAAGCCUUGACUUGAAGACUGAUCAUCUGAAGAUUCUUACUGCAGUCUCUCUCUUCUCUAUGGAGUAACUUCCCUUCACUUAGGUUUUGAGGAACCCUAGCUAUGUUUGUUUGAUUGGAUGAUUGUAUGAGUACUCUGACUUGAUAAUCUUCAGUUCAUAUUCAAUCUAUGCAUGUUUUCAUUAUUCAAUUCUGCUUUAGUCGAGAUCAUUGAUUCUGCUUUGAUCCUAUGAGAGGGAAUCCUUGAUUAGGUCAAUAGAGCACCAUAGAUUGAUAGUAGUGGAUCGAUUGCUUUAGUCGAGGGUUGAUUCAGUGCUUUGUAUCGAUUGAGAACCUCUUUCGAUAGAGGGUGUCUAGUUCAGAAUGCCUUGAUCAGUUGUUCUAGAGAAGGAUACGUCCCUCUAGGCAAUUGACUCAAGAGGGCCUUGUUCCUUUAGUCGAGACUCAAGGUCUAGUCAAGGAUUCUCCGCAUUGUGAAUGAAAGUGAAACAAGUUAGAAAUCAUCAAUCGUUAGUCUGGCUAGUGGCUAGGGGAAUCAUACCUAAGUGAGUUCCCAACCUGUAAUUAGAUUAACUUUAACUGUAGUUUGCUAGAGUAGUUUUAGUUUUUUCAUCUUAAUCUGGUUUGCUAAAUAAUAAACUGAAGCUGAGUAAUAGUAACUCUAGAGACCCGUGGAUUCAAUAUUUAUCACUUGAGCCACUAUACUGCAGUCCCUUUCAUUGGUUACACUUGGCCUUUGUUAGGAGUUGUGUCAUAGAGAGUCAAGUUUUUGGCGUCGUUGCCGGGGACUUUCUAGAGUAUUAGGAAAGGCAGAAGUUUGUUACUUUAGUGUUUUUCUUUUCUUUUCCACCCUUGCUUUUCACUUGGGUGUUUUUGUUUUUGUUGAUGCGGAUCUGAAUCAUGGAUCCUCAUGGCUUCUCCAACAAUUGGGGGUAUCCACCACCACCCGAGUGGUAUUACCCCGAGACUCCCUGGAGCAAUCAAUGGAGGAGAAGACUAUGGAUUCGGGUUCCAGUACCAACCCCCUUACUACGGAGAACAACCGGACCCCUGGGCAUAUCAAGAACAACCUCAUUAUCAAGAAGAAUUUCUCCCACAACCAGAAGGGCCAUCGGCGCUGGAGUUACCCAUGGCGGCCUUCACGGGCCAUUCUGCAGAGCCAUGCUACACUCCACAGCCAGAUCCAAACUAUGAAUUGAGGCUUCUCAUGGAGCAGUUUGCUCGAGAUUGUGAGAGAUCAUGCUACAGGAUGGAUCAUUGUGUCCAGGCUUAUCGUGAAAUAGAGGAGAUCCUCCUGAGCCUUAAGAAGAGCGCCGAUGAUCUUGAGCGAUCUUUCGCACAACCUGCUCCAGAUCACCCUUCUGCUACCAUACAAGAAGAGGAGGAGGAAGAAGAAGGCUACAAGGACAUAGUGGAGCACACUGAAGUUGUCACGGAGAGCUCCCGUGAUGAUCAUGAUCAUGAAUGUCAUAUCAUAGCCGACCACACCUUCCCACAUCCCAAACUAAGCUUUGAAGAGGCGGGCAUGAGUGAGGAGAUGCAAGAAGAUCUCAUAAAAAAAUGGCUUGGCAACUUGCUCUCCAAUCCGUGCUAGAAGAAGAAGAAGAGCAAGAAAGGGUGCAGAAAGAAGUUGUGGAGGAUGUUGAAAGUGAAGCAAGAGGAGUUCUUGAUCGUUUCCCAGGGGUGAUACCAAAUGAACAAGGAAGGGAGGUUGAAUAAGCAAUUGGCGUCCUGGCUAAGGACGGAGUUGAGGUGGAAGAGGCUUGCACCGGCCAUGAGUUACAUUUGAUAUCUCCACCAAACUUCGAGGAACUACUUAGCAAGGAUCCAUUUGCAGUGUCUCUUUGCCAUACCAAGGUCACGUCGACAUCGGUCCCUCUUGGUGGACGCGAUGGUGGUCAAUCGAUGCUGCCAUAUCUGGUUUGGGGCAAUGAGACGAGAGAAGAGAAGAAGAGGUCUCGAGGGUGGAGACUUCAUCCGCAUCAAGUGCACGAGCUUCCAUCACCUGUCAUACCACAUGCUCGUGACUUGAGACUCCACCUCAUUGACGAGAACCUCAACUUCAAGGAGGUUUUGGGGUGGACCGAAACUUAGGAGCCAUCGUCCGGCUCACGACGUGAAAGAAGCGCUUGUUGGGAGGCAACCCAACCAGUCGGUUUGCAUUUCUUUCUCUUUUUCUCCUCGGUUGAGUCAGUUUUGUUAUUUGAUUUUAGAGUCAAUAACUCAACCUUUGUGAGAUUUUGUGUGGUGUUUGUGGUCUGACCACUCUCUCCUCCUGGAAUACACCGCCUGCCCCGUCCACCAUCAUUCACCCUGGAUCUGGUAACUUCGUUCUACCAUCAUUAUCUUUCCUCCAUUGAGGAUAAUGUCGUGCUUAAGUGUGGGGGGAUGUUCGAUUAUGUAUGCGGGUGAAUGUUUGGCUGUUUGUGUGCUUGGAGCCUAGUCCACUGUCCAAAUUUUUAAAUUUGAGGGCUCCAAGUACGUGUUUCCUUGCAAAUUGCUUGCUCAGUAUGCUUUGAAUUGACAGUCUCUAUAGUAAUGUGCAACCUAGGGAGGUAGUGUAGCACUAUGGAGGAUGUUGAAGUAUAAGAUUUUUCCUAUCUAGCUCUCUGUUGUGCUAGUUGAUUUUGUGAAUUAGUGGAGCUAAGACCAUUGAAUUCAUGUGGUAAUGGUGACUAUGUUUGGAUUGUGUUAUGGACUCGUGUAUGGAACAAGGUGCUCAUGUGAAAAAUGAAAAGCAGUUGGUCCUCCAUGUCAAAAUCAUAAAAUCUUAAACAUGGGGUAAGCCCAACGUGUGCGGCACCGUUCAUUGCACCAAAUAGGGUUUUGGAAGAGAUUUUAGUGAUCCUUAGUGGGGUACUCCUACAAGGUGAAGCUAAGCUGUCUCUAGUACAAGUAAAACUUCCACCCGUUGAACGAUUUGCCUACUUGAGGAUGUGUUUUUAAGGGCACGGAUAGAGCUUCCGACCCCCCUUAAUUUCAUUGACCCUCCACACGAGUUGAGGAAAAGGAGUUAAAAGAAGUACUCUGGCGAGCGCCAGGUGUGCAGAAAUUGCUCUUGCUCGACUAAUAAGGGUCGACCGUGCAAAAGACUGCAGUUGGAACCCCCGCCAAGUGAAUGAAAUAAGGAAAAAAAA